Molecule: messenger RNA, 1031 nt
Organism: Benincasa hispida (wax gourd)
Lineage: Eukaryota; Viridiplantae; Streptophyta; Magnoliopsida; Cucurbitales; Cucurbitaceae
Source: RefSeq, a predicted model, not a curated record
CCUAAUUUUAUCCCCAAAUCAGUGUCAUCAAAACAAACAUACAGAUCCUUCAACCACUCUCCCUCUUCGUUUUAACAAAAUAGAACCAACCGUCAUGGUUUCUAAGGAAAAAUCAACCACCAAGAAGCUCCCUUCUCUUUCCAACACCAACAACAAUGUCAAAGAACUCCAUUUCCGCGGCGUUCGUAAGAGGCCUUGGGGCCGAUACGCCGCCGAGAUCCGAGAUCCCGGCAAGAAAAGCCGCGUUUGGCUCGGUACUUUUGACACCGCUGAGGAGGCGGCGCGUGCUUACGAUACCGCCGCCCGCCAGUUCCGCGGUGCUAAGGCAAAAACCAAUUUUCCUCCCCCUGAAGAGUUAAUCGACGUUUCUCCUCGCAAGAUCAACCAAAGCCCUAGCCCUAGCAGCACCGUCGAGUCUUCUUCCUCCUCUAGCCAAGAAAAAACUCCCUCCCCGGAGAUCGCGCGAAGCUACGGCGUCGGACGUACUUUUCCGUUCAUUCAGCCGCAAUUUUUACAUCAGGUCGCCUGCAAUGCCUCCGGCGGCGACGGCGGCGUUCGUCCAGUUUUGUUUAUGGACGCUUUUGGUAGACCGGAGUUCGUCGCUCAUGGCUAUCCUUUACGGUUCGAUCCGGCGACGGUGGAUUUGACGGCGAGGUUCGCCGGCGGGAUCCAGAGCGAUUCGGACUCAUCGUCGUUGGUUGACUGCCGACCGGCGAAGGAAAUUCUGAAUCUCGAUCUUAAUCUCGCUCCGCCGGUGGACGCUUGAUUGCUCCGCUAAUUUAGUCUCUUUUUUUAAAAUUUUUUAUUUAGUCAGAAAUUUAGGAAGGGGGAAAGAAUUAACGUGCUGUAAAGGAAAAAAAAAGAAAUAGCGUUCUACUCUUUUUUUUUUUUUUGGUGGCAGCUUGAGAGAUGUUGUAAUUCGUGGUGAAUCUCGUUAAGUGCUAUUAUAAAAUUCUGUAAGAAAGACUGUAACCUUCAAUUUUAAAGCUGGAAACUAAUCAAAAAAAUGUUCCUCAUGAAGAUACUCAGAA